Messenger RNA from Aspergillus japonicus CBS 114.51, 652 nucleotides. RefSeq lists its product as uncharacterized. Lineage: Eukaryota; Fungi; Ascomycota; Eurotiomycetes; Eurotiales; Aspergillaceae. The transcript has a single exon. The record is from RefSeq and is a predicted model, not a curated record. Bases 193 to 516 code for a protein of 107 amino acids.
CAGCAAAAACCACAAGCACAACCACAAGAAGGUCUUCUGUUCCAGUUUCCCGCCCUGUGAUUUAGUGACUUGGUUGCCUGUUUGGGUAAUACAUUGGUGGGACCUCCGCGGCGACUAUCAUUGACUGUAGUCGGGUCACGGUGCGUCGGGUCUGGUGCGAUUUACGGCCGAUCCUUAAAUAGUGAUCUGUCAAUGUGGAUGUGGGUGUGUUUUCCACUUUUUGCCUCUUCUGUUCGGUUUCUGCUGCGCCCGUCCCCAUUUCGCGGUUGCCCUGCAAUGGCAGUCACGUCGCUAGCAUCGUGUUCUCUUGGAUCCGCUGAAUCAAACUAUGGGUUCCAUUCCCACCCAGUGGUCUCAGGGCUAGCUCUGCCAGAGACACUCGGGAGUGAAACGACCAGGCGCCCUCCUAUCCCUAGACCACUUUACGGGGGGAUGGUAUUGCGUAAGCAUCUGCGGAGACAUUGUCACGGCAAGUGUGACGACGAUGAUACAUCAGGCUCCAGAAAGAGGAGGUGACCGUGGUGCAGUGGUGAAAGUGACGAUGAUGGUGACUUGAGCUUCAAGCCCCUCUUGAGGGGCAACUAGGCUGGAGCAACCGCCCUUAGUUAAGGCAAUGUGCACCGGGUCAAGGCUGUUCCUGGGUUAGUUUAAU